This is a messenger RNA of Caenorhabditis briggsae, 1029 nucleotides long. Bases 1 to 1029 code for a protein of 342 amino acids. The record is from RefSeq and is a predicted model, not a curated record. Gene Ontology annotation, molecular function: RNA binding; translation initiation factor activity; ribosome binding. Gene Ontology annotation, cellular component: multi-eIF complex; eukaryotic translation initiation factor 2 complex; eukaryotic translation initiation factor 2B complex. NCBI's taxonomy places the organism in Eukaryota, Metazoa, Nematoda, Chromadorea, Rhabditida, Rhabditidae. The transcript has 4 exons.
AUGAAAUGUCGCUACUACGAGAACCAGUUUCCGGAUGUCGAAGAGGCCGUCAUCGCCAAUGUGAAGAUGAUCGCCGAUAUGGGAGCUUAUGUUCGGCUCUCUGAGUACAACGAUAAAGAAGGAAUGAUCUUGCUCUCGGAGCUCUCCCGUCGUCGUAUCCGUUCUGUCAACAAGCUGAUCCGUGUCGGACGUAGCGAGUGCGUCGUCGUCAUUCGUGUCGACAAGGAUAAGGGUUACAUUGAUCUCUCGAAACGUCGUGUCUACGCAAAAGACACCAAUCAGUGCAACGAGCGGUAUGCCAACGCCAAAAUGGUCAACAGCAUUCUCCGCCACGUGGCUGAGCAGCUGGGAUACACCACUGAUGAGCAGUUGGAGGACUUGUAUCAAAAGACCGCGUGGCACUUUGAUCGGAAAGAGAAACGGAAAGCAGCGUCCUACGACGCAUUCAAGAAGGCCAUCUCGGAUCCGACGGUGCUCGAUGAGUGUGAUAUUACUCCAGAGGCCAAGGAGAAGCUUUUGGAGGAUAUUCGCAAGAAAUUGACACCUCAAUCGGUUAAAAUCCGGGCUGAUAUCGAGGUUUCCUGCUUUGAUUACGAGGGAAUUGAUGCAGUGAAAGCCGCGUUGAUCACUGGAAAGAACUGCUCCACUGAGACGUUCCCAAUCAAGAUCAACCUGAUCGCCGCUCCACACUUCGUCGUCACCACACAAACGUUCGAUCGAGAAGGUGGACUUGUCGCUGUUAACCAGGUCCUCGAGACCAUCAAAACGGCCAUCGAGGGAUUCAAGGGAAAAUUCGCGAUCAAGGAGGAGGCGAGAAUCGUGACUGAUAUUGAGGACGAGAAGAAGAAGGGCGAGGGAGAAGAUGAGGAGGAGGAUUCGGAAGAAGACGAGGAUGAGGAGGAGGACGAGGAUGAUGACGGACUCAUGGCACCAAAGGGACUCGAUCAACAGGUCGACGCCGAGGAAGCCAGCCGAGACAACCGAAAGAAGGCCGGAGACGAUGAGGAUAGUGAUGAGGAGGACGAUUAG